CGAUUCGUGUGUUUUAUUGCUGCUUCCUUUUGAUUUUGGAUUUAGAAUCAGUGUGCUCGGAUAAAUUACUCACCUUUGAUUAUGAGUACCAAAGCAGAUGAAUCAAAGGCAACAGGAGACGGCUUGUCUCAGCUGGGUAAAGGUGGUGCAGUUCUCAUGGUGUGCAGGAUAUGCCACAAGAAAGGAGAUCACUGGACAUCAAAAUGUCCUUACAAGGAUCUAGCUGCACCAACCGAUGCCUUCAUCGACAAGCCAGCCACAGGGGAAACAUCGACCAUGUCCGCUGCACCUGGAACUGGCAAGGCCGCAUAUGUCCCGCCUAGCAUGAGAGCAGGUGCAGACAGAAGCGCUGUUGGUUCAGACAUGAGGAGGAGGAACGAUGAGAACUCUGUGCGUGUAACCAACUUGUCUGAAGAUACCCGUGAACCGGACUUGAUGGAGCUGUUCCAUCCGUUUGGAGCUGUCACACGUGUCUAUGUGGCCAUUGAUCAGAAAACUGGAGUGAGCAGAGGAUUUGGUUUCGUCAAUUUCGUGAGCAGAGAAGACGCUCAACGAGCAAUCAACAAAUUGAAUGGUUAUGGUUAUGAUAACCUCAUCCUCAGGGUUGAAUGGGCCACUCCAAGACCAACUUAGAGAGAAAUGUCUGACGAGACUUUAAAACUCUUCUCAUUCUCGUCUAUCUUGUUAUGGAUUUUUGUUAUCGACCAGUUGUUUGUUGGUUUGGUUCUGUACGAAUAGAUGAGAAGUUGUUCA
Arabidopsis arenosa is the source of this 753-nucleotide messenger RNA. The record is from the annotation of a GenBank genome assembly. Lineage: Eukaryota; Viridiplantae; Streptophyta; Magnoliopsida; Brassicales; Brassicaceae.